Rhizophagus irregularis DAOM 181602=DAOM 197198 is the source of this 439-nucleotide messenger RNA. Lineage: Eukaryota; Fungi; Glomeromycota; Glomeromycetes; Glomerales; Glomeraceae. The record is from RefSeq and is a predicted model, not a curated record.
AUGGCGUAUAACGGUAUAACUCCUACGGUUGUGGCAGGAAAGAUAAAACCGACUCGUAUACCAAUUCCUCCUCCUAUGAAAAUUGAAGAUUUGAUGAAGAAAAUUGCACAGCUAAAUCUUGAUCAAAAUAUACUGAAAAAUAUAACACCAAACAUCACAUGGAAGGGGAACCCUCUGUUUAUAGGAAAUUCAAUUCACUACGAUCUAUUACAUCCAAAAGAAGCUCUCGUGGCUUCAACUUUACGUCUCACGCCUCUUCAAUAUUUAACCUAUAAAUUAAUUUUAAUUUCAUCUGCAAGAGGUUAUUCGCAACGAUCAUUCCCGUUUCGUAAGAGUGACGCACAAAAACAUCUGCCAAUAGAUGUCAAUAGAUCAAGUAAAUUAUGGGAAUGGUUUACGCAAACCGGGUGGUUAAAAAUAUAAAAGUUAGUAUUUAAGG